AUGGCUCCAGCUACAUCACCUCCCAGGCUUUCGAGGAUAUCCCUCGUAUGCCUCUUUGCCUCGCUCAUCACAGCUACGCAUGCAUCGCAUCUCUUUCUCCGUCAAGCAGAAACAUGCGGAGGGAACGCAGACCUGCAGCAGUGCGGAUCAGACUUCCCGUCUUCCUUUUGCUGUCCCAAGGACUCAACAUGCAUGGCUCUCAACGGUGGAGACAUACAAUCAGUCAUCUGCUGCCCAUCCGGUUCAGACUGCGCCUACAUUCAGCCAACCACUUGCGACACCACGCAGCUGAACGCUACCCUGCACCCAGACAACCAGAUGCAUCUCUCCGAGACUGACGGUAUCGACUUACCUAAAUGUGGUGACAAAUGCUGUUCAUUAGGCUACACAUGUCAGGGCACCAUGUGCGCCAAAGACACCUCCCCAUCGCCGACCCCAUCUCCAACAUCAUCUGCAAACGCAACGCCUUCCUCCACUAGCCCCGCCUCCGCGUCACAGACUUCCAAUUGCCCAGCAACCGCACCCAUUCAAACAAAGCAGGGCUUCGACGGAAAAUCCUUUGCAGCCGGUUUCUUCCCUGGCAUAGUCAUCGGCGCCCUCAGCACCUUGGCCCUGAUCUGGAUCAUCAAGAAAAGACGUGAAUCCCAGUCUAAGGAGCGCUACUCUGGCGACUUUGGCCAUGUAGCUCGUCAAAUUAGCGACCCCAUCUACGACCCUCAACACGCUGCACGGACAGACUUCAUGCGUCGGGGCAGCCACUCCGCCCACUCAAGCCCCAAUUCAACAGACCGAAUCGUCCAAGGCAUGAAGGAAACAAACGCCAACCCGCCUAUCCACGGCUUCACACCCAGGAUAAAAAGCAUGUGGGACCGCACUCCCAAACUAAAUUUUGGGUUUACCGGUGGUCUCCCAUCAAAUCCCGCUCCCCCCGUCCGUGCAGGAAAUCCAUAUACCGAUCCUUACCAAACUCCGCCCCCAAAACCGAAACGCAUUCACUCUGCUAGUCGGCGCACGAGUUCUCUCCGUACGAGUACCCAGACAUUUAACACACUACAGCCAGGACAACACCGUCCCAAUGUGGCAAGGAGCGGCAGCUCAGAAACUAUCGAUGUCUUGAUGCCUGCACCGAGUUUCUUAGCUCCACCACAGGCACCGGGUAUGCGGCGCGAUAAUCGCUACACAACCGACUCUGCCAACACAACAUUUACUAAACUCAUGGAGAGGGCGGGGUUUGACGAGAGCGCGCAGCAGGAGGUCAAGGCGUGGAGGACGCCUCGGGCUUAG
Alternaria burnsii is the source of this 1284-nucleotide messenger RNA. RefSeq lists its product as uncharacterized. The record is from RefSeq and is a predicted model, not a curated record. Lineage: Eukaryota; Fungi; Ascomycota; Dothideomycetes; Pleosporales; Pleosporaceae. The transcript has a single exon. The coding region runs from base 1 to 1284 and encodes 427 amino acids.